AUGACUGCUAUGGCUACCCCCGAAUAUACCCAUGUCGAGCUAUUGACGCUGAAUGGACCGGAAUACCGCAGGGUGUCAACUGCCCCUCCUCGCCUCCCUAGCGAUGAUGAGAUUCCUGUGAUUGAUCUUGUCGGUAUUGAUGGCGACCUGGACGCGCGUACCGUACUCGCGGGAAAGAUCCGCGCUGCUGCUCAGAAUACAGGAUUCUUCUACAUCAAGAAUCAUGGGAUUUCCGAGGAGAUGAUCGCGAGCGCUCUCACGCAAGCCAAAGCCUUUUUCCAUCAGCCGCAGGAGGAAAAAGAAAAAGUAUCCAACUUCAAGUUAAUGCAUAUGGAUGGAUACCAUGCGGUAGGAACUACGCAGGUUAACAAAUCUGAGACAAAGGUAACAGACCGCAAAGAGACCUUUUCCCUUCGCUACAACGGCCGCAAUGACCCAACCGCAGGACCAGACACCCCAGAUGAUCGAAUCUGGGAUGACUCGCCCCUCUGGGCUGGGACCGUCCAUCUCCCAAAUUUUCGCGAAACCAGCAUUUCAUUCUGGCAAGCACGAUUAGUCUUGGCGAGAAAACUGGUCCGUAUCUUUGCGCUUGCCUUGGAUCUCUCCGAGGACUAUUUCGAUAGCGUCAUCACGCACCCCGGCUCCGAUGGCCUAUACAUCCACUACCCUGGUACACCCGAGGCCGAACUCAAAGAAGAUAGAAUCGACGUGGGCAUCGGCUCACACACCGACAUUCAAUGCUUCACCCUCCUCUGGCAGGAUAUGUCGGGGGGUCUGCAAGUUUUGUCAUCCUCUGACGAAUGGUUAGACGCUCGACCCAUCCCGGGCACACUUGUCGUCAACAUUGGGGAUUUCCUGCAGCGCUUAUCCAACAACCGGUUUAGAUCCACGGUGCACAGAGUAUAUAACCGGCAAAGCACAUCACGGUAUUCGAUGCCGUUCUUCUUCGGGUUCAAUCCCGAGACGGUGUGUCAGGUGGUGCCGUCUUGUAUCGAUGAACAACAUCCCGCACUUUUCGAGCCUAUCUCCUGUGGAAAGUGGCACCGCGAUCGACUGGCUCUUGCUCAAGGAAAGCUGGCUACUGCAUGA
Messenger RNA from Aspergillus neoniger CBS 115656, 1089 nucleotides. RefSeq names its product isopenicillin N synthase family dioxygenase. Bases 1 to 1089 code for a protein of 362 amino acids. The transcript is spliced from 3 exons. The record is from RefSeq and is a predicted model, not a curated record. Lineage: Eukaryota; Fungi; Ascomycota; Eurotiomycetes; Eurotiales; Aspergillaceae.